AUGACCAAGGGUUUCCAAAGUACUCUGCUCUCCCAAGUGAAAGCUCAAGAAGAGCGAAAGCUGAUUGACAAACUCCGCGAUAUUGGUCUUGGUCAAUACAUUGAACUGCCGCAAAUUGCGGUUAUGGGGGACACUUCCAGCGGAAAAUCGUCGCUCUUGUCGGCGCUUUCCGGCGUCUCGUUUCCAUCAUCCGAUCAACUCACAACGAGAUGUCCUACUCAACUCGUGCUCUCUCGUGCCCACACGUUUAGUGGUACAGUGCGUCUCGUUCGGUUUAAUUCGACUGAUACCACGGAAGGUGAGACGGAUAAUGGGGAAGACAGUGAAGAGCUCACUCACCUGGAUGACGUCCCAUGUGCUAUCACGAAACUCACGCAGAAACUCAUCGACGAAGGCCAAUACAUUAGUGAUGAUCAGAUCGUGAUUGAAAUGAGCGGCCCCGAGAUGCCGAAUCUCACUCUCACCGACUUGCCGGGGCUCGUUCGCACCGUGGGCGAUCACGAGGACCAUAGUAUCAUUUCCAGGGUUCGCCAAAUGAUCAACCGCUACAUGCAGCAAGAACGUACGGUUAUCAUUGCCGUGGUGCCGGCUAACGUUGACAUGCACAAUACGGAGAUUUUGCAAGCAGCUCAAGAGGCGGACCCGAAUGGAACGAGAACCAUUGCGGUGGUGACCAAGGUGGAUUUGGUUGAUGCCGGUGCAGAGUUGGCAGUGCACGAGUUGCUUCUGAACCGGAAGAAGAAAAUGCACUUGGGUUACCACGCUGUCAAGUGCCGCAGUCAGCGAGACUUGUCGAAGGGUGUGAGUAUUCAAAAGGGGUUGGCAGUUGAGAAGGUGUUUUUUGGAGAGCACGAGUAUUGGCGCCGACUACCGACGCACUUGUGGGGAGUGCCACGAUUGAGUGCACGGCUGAUGUCGAUUCUGCAGGACAAUAUCCGCCGGUCGUUGCCAAAGGUGGUGGAAGAGAUUAGUUCGCGCAUGGCGGCGAUGCAAAAGUCGUUGGCAAAACUGGGCUCGCCUUUGGACACCCCCGUCGCGCAGCGUCAGCAGUUUGGCAAAUGGGUCGACCAGUAUCUGCGGCUGAUUAAAGCAGCGAUGAGCGGGCAGUACGAAGCACUGCCAUCUACGCCAACACCGACAGCUUCGGAUCAGUGUUCGACCCCCGCUGAGAUGAACAUUCGUCUUCGAGCCGUUCUCCGCGUCAAGGAAGCUCGUUUUCAAGAGGCGAUCAACUCGUCGAAGGACUGUGCGUUCGGUGGCGAUACGAAGAAGCAGCAUGAAGAAGUGGCAGUCGGAGAUGCCGUGCAAAUUGAGAUUGACGGUCAGUACCACAGCGGACGAGUGAAAGGGAUCAACGGGACGGACAUUUGCUGUGAAGAGUUUGACCAGCAGUGGAAGAGCAAGGACCAUUGGCGCUUUGACGAGCGGGCAAUGCUGAAACAGUUUAUCCGUGAAAACCGCGGCGAUGAACUUCCGAUUUUCACGUCGUACCAAGUCUUUUGCAACUUGUUUCGCAGGAUCGUGGACAAGUGGGGGCCACCGGCGUAUACACUGGUGAGCGCGUAUCAAGUGCAGACGAAGCUCGUGUCGGACUUUGUUUCGGGGGAGAUUGGGGCCAAGUCUCGGGUCGUGCAGUUUCUCAGAAGCACCGCUUCCGAUGUGCUGGAUCGGGUAGUCGCGAAUGCGAGUAAGGAGAUGCGACUUGUGCUGGAGGGCGAAGGUCGUCCGUACACUCAGGACAAACGUUUGUUUGCCGAAUUGGACCAAGAGCAUUCGAAAGCUCUUCGUGAGCAAAUGAACACGUCGAUUCAAGCGGAUGACAGUGGAAAAGUGGAUCUCGCCGAGGUUAUGAAAGUCGUGGAGGCAGCGAAGCUGUCCAUGGAAGAUCGAGAAGCGCUUGAUAUGCAGGCGGCAUUGCAAGCGUAUUUCAAGGUUGCGGUCGCGCGGUUUGCAGACGAGAUUCCCAUGCGGCUGAACGACUUGAUUCUGGAGAGGUUUGUGGAUGAAAUGACAAACGAGCUCAAUGGGUUGACGGAUGCGACACUAGCCCGCUUAAUGCAAGACUCGGAGCUGAAGGUGGCGGAACGUCGUCAGCUCAAGGAGGAAUUUGCCUGCCUGGUGCACGCAAAGAAGGAGAUCGAGUUCGUGUGCUAA
Molecule: messenger RNA, 2154 nt
Organism: Peronospora matthiolae
Lineage: Eukaryota; Oomycota; Peronosporomycetes; Peronosporales; Peronosporaceae
Source: the annotation of a GenBank genome assembly